AUGGAAAAGUCCAAAAUAGUGUCACAAAAUUCCUUAAGAAUAAAACAACGAACGAAAACUCGUGACAAUAUAAAUGUCAGCCAUGAGAUGGACGAUGCUGCCGACGCAAAAAGUGUGCGUCGCGACAAAUGUCUGUCAAACAGCGUUGAUGCCAUCGUAACUCACAAUGAUGCCAAAAGUAAAGUGAUAUGUAGUGCCAAAGGUUUAUUAGAAACUAAUUUAGACGAUCUGUUCAAUGAUGUACAAAAACUGGAUGGCUGGAAUGUGGAGCCAAAGAGCUUAGGUGCCAGUGAACCGACAUUAAGUUUUAGUGAGAAUAAUUCUAAAGCUGUCAAGCGCGAAUCUCUCGUGUCAGAGGAUGACACGGAUGAUGAUACGGCGAGUGAUAGUGACUGCACGGAUGAAGUGGUACGGGAACAGAGGAUAUGUAUGGGAGCUCGCCGCUUCGGGCAUUUGUUGCGGAGGGUCAUAUCUAGAAAUGAAAAGACGUCACCAACACCGAGGUCGGAAGCGCAGCGAAUUGAGAUGGUGCCGGUCAUUUAUUUGUUUUCAAUUGUAGCAAAUUGCUGCCGCUCUGAUUGA
This is a messenger RNA of Spodoptera littoralis (African cotton leafworm), 582 nucleotides long. Lineage: Eukaryota; Metazoa; Arthropoda; Insecta; Lepidoptera; Noctuidae. The record is from the annotation of a GenBank genome assembly.